CUGACAAACGUGUCUCAGUCUGGAGGUGAAUGAUAGCAAGGGAAGAGCGCCAUGAUCUUCUGAACACAGGGCUCAUAAUUCAUGCUUUGGUUGCUCAGCCUUCCAUACAAGCCUUUUGUACAUGAAAAUGUGAGGGGAGGAAUCCGAGAGGAGCUCUGCGCAUGGCAAUGCACAAAAUUGAGCGCUAAAGUGGUAACAGCAUGUUGCCAAAUGCGCUAGCUAUUUCAGAUUAGCAUCUCCCUUACUGCUGAUACCAUCCGUAAGUUCGAUUUGUGGCGAAGGAUUAUUUUGAAUUGAAGCAUGGCGGGGGCGGAGGCGCACACAGGCCCCAGCACACCGGGCCUGCACGUCCGCAGGGAGCCGUUUGAAUUUGGCCUGCUGCCCCUCUCGUCCCUGUACCACAAGUUUGCCGAUGGUGUGCCGGCCUUCCUGAAGCUGCGCGCGCGGCUGCAGGAAAAGGCGGGGACCUCAGCUAGAGUGGACGCUUCUGCGAUUGCAGAAACGCUGAGCAUCUCCCACACGCAUGCACACCUACUGCUCGACACGCUUGCCUGUGUCCUGCCAGAGGAUGGCCCAGAUGCCGACCCCUUGGCUACGGCUGCGGUGGGGGAGGUAGACGCAGUGGGGGCGGACGUGGACGUCUUGAUUUUGUUCCUAUUCGUCCAGCUCUACAGGAGGCUGCCGUUCAGGCCGCACAGGGACCCUGCAUCGGUCGCCGAUGUCUGGCCGCAACCGAGCCCUUUUGACAAUCUGGCCUCCUCACCUUCAUCGCCCUUGCAGAACAAAGCGGGGCUGCGGCAUAAGUCGUCCUGGGGGGGCGCAGAGGAGGAGCAGCACCAGCUGCAGUUUGUUCAGAAGCACCUGCCGGGGAUGCUGGAGACGCUCGCGGUCGACAGCGAGGAGGGGAAAGCAAUUGGCCCCAGCCAGUUUGACAAGCUCGGCCUGUUGCUCCGCUCCGCUGACCUCAGCGCGGCCCCCCUCUGCCACUCCACCCCCUUCUUUGCAAACUCCGACCCUGCCAUGCCGGCCGCGCCCGUUCCUGCCUCCAAAGUCCUCCAAUACCUCAAAGAGAGCAUUCACACCGCCUCGCACAAGGAGGAGGCCGCAGGCACGAAUGGGCCCCAGGGGGGCGAUGUCGGGAUGACGGACGCCCCGAGUAGUCCUAGUUCCAGCAGCGGAAGUAGCUCGUUCUCAAACGGGGGCCUGUGGCCCAGGGACUGGCAGCCCCAGGGCGUAACGAGCGUGGACGGAGUGACCAAGAUGUCGGUGCUUAAGGGGGAGAGCAACAUCGAGAAUGGGGUCAUUCGGGUAUCACACUGUCACGACGCAGUUGUUUAUGUCUUAGCCCCGCUGCGGUAUGCCUCCAUCUUUGGGUGCACAGACUGCAUCGUGGUCCUCGGAGCUACUGGGAAGGCAGUCAAGGUGGAGCACUGUGAACGGGUCCAGCUGCUGGCGCCGUGCGCGCGCAUCCGGAUCGCCAACUGCCGCGAGUGCGUGUUCUACUUGGGGACGAACCAGAACCCGCUCGUGCUCGGGGACAACCACAAGAUACAGGUGGCGCCGUACAACACGUUCUACCCACGCCUGGACGCGCAUCUGGCGGAAGUGGGGGUGGACCCUUCGGUCAACAUGUGGAACGUGCCCAUCACGCUCGGCAAGACGGACCCACACGACCCCAACCUGCCGACAGCUGGCGCCGCGGACGGGGAGUCGGAGACGGCGGCGCUGCUGCCGCCAGAGCGGUUUGUACCGUUUGUGGUUCCGUUCCGGACUCCCGCGACGCCCUCGUCCCCCACGGAACAGCAGCAGCAGGCGACACGGGCCAACCCGUUUGUGCUGCCAAAGGCGUAUCUCCAGGCGCUCCAGCAAAAGACGAAGACGGUGGAGACGCUGCGUCAGACGCUGAAGACGGCGGUUCUGGAGGAGAACAAAAAGAAGGAGCUGACAAACGUCAUCCAAGCACAUUUCAAGGAAUGGUUGCUUGCUUCGGGGAACAUUAGGCAAGUGUAUGAUCUGGCCCGCUUAGAUAGGGACCCCUAGGCGGUUCGCCCUCCUCAAUCCUUCAGCGAAAGCACAGUCUGUGAGUGUGAGCUUGGGUGGGAAGCCCUGCCUAAUCUGCUGAAAGGCGUUUGUGCCUUAUCUUUU
Messenger RNA from Klebsormidium nitens, 2145 nucleotides. NCBI's taxonomy places the organism in Eukaryota, Viridiplantae, Streptophyta, Klebsormidiophyceae, Klebsormidiales, Klebsormidiaceae. The record is from the annotation of a GenBank genome assembly.